GUGAGGGGAAGGAGGCUGCCACUGUGGAAGGUCAAGGGGCUUUUUACGCGCAAUCAGUUGGUGCCUUCUUUGUUGACCGCACACCGUGAGCUGCAGUUAAUUUGUUUGAAAGGCUGCCGUCUAUUUCCUGAAUCAGUGACUUUGGCUUGAACACUGUAGGAAGAAUGAUAUAGGCGCAGCAGAUGUCCGGGGAGUGAGCAGAGCGCGUAAAACGUCUUGGCGUUGGUAUUCAGCAUGGCUCUGGAGAGUGGGUCCUUCCUGAGAGCAGGGCUUGUGUUGUUGAUGGCAGCUCAAGUCCUUCCUUCAGCGUCUGGCUGCAACAGUGGUUUCUACGAGAGGAUGAUCAAUGAUCUCUGCUUGGCGAAGUUCAAAUUCGACAUGGGAGGAGUUGUCCGAGGCCUGUGGUGCAGCUGGCCGGACACAAUGGAGAUAUACGAGGGACUAACAAACUGCACUUACCAAAUUGCCUUGAGGAUGGACUGCUUCUGGCCUAACCAGGUAGUUGACCGCUUCUUCAUGCACGUUCACAGGAACUACUUCUACGACUGCGCCCUGACCGGCCGGCUCCUCCAUGACCCGCCAAUCAGCGUCCUUGCCCUGUUCAUCACAAUGCCAGUGCUGGUCACCCUGCUCAUGACUGCCAUAGUGGUGUGGAGGAGUAAACGCACAGAGGGGGUUUUAUAGGAACUCUUUGGGGGCUGGAUUUGGCUUCAAGGCUUGGAGAUACAAAUGGAUUCUGGAUGUGUUGUGUGCGAAGUUGCAUGUAUUUAUACACACUGUGUUUAAAUUGUUUUACUCCUAUUUUAAUAUGAAUAUCAGUGUAUGUAAGAUGCAAUUAAACAAUUGCAUGCCUCGUGAAAAACUGUUUGACUGCAGCAGAUGCUGACCUUAAAACAAUAAUAUGCAAUAAAUGCUCUAUUUGGUAUAAAAAUAGAAUUUAUCCACGUAGUUAUUUUUAGCAAUAACAUCACCAGUAUGAGAGUGUCAGAGUUUGGCAGGGGGAGGUAAUAAAGUUUGAGAUUCAGGGGAUUUGGAGGCCAUGCAUGUUAAUUACCAUCUGUUCUCGUGGCCCUAAACAAUCUGCGAACACAUAAAUAACAGUAGAGAGGACGACACUCAGGGAGAGAGCAAUGACUUGGAUAAAUGAUAGUUAUAAAUUUGGAGGAGAGGUGAAGAAAAAGGGGAAAGGAGACAAAAACUGAGAAACUGAGAAAAAAAAGUCUUUUGUCGUGUAAAAGACAAAUCACUUUGUAAUUAAUAAAAUAACAGUGAGUUUAUUCUCAGCACAUCUGCAGCCUCCAAUACAUCUGAGUGAUACAUACAUUUUUGAUAAAGCCAAAUGGUUCCUGGAUUACAAUUUUUAUUAACAUAAUGAUACUACAAAUUUAAUGCAAUGUGCAGAUGGAUUAUGUUCAAAAACAUGUUUUGAGUGCAGUUUACUUCAACAUAGACAAAGUUUAAAAACAAAUGACUUUCUAUUAACCUGGUCAUGAAAUUGUGUCAUUUAAGAAAUAUAAGUUUUAAAGACUGUAUACAAGGCUCAAAGUGCACUUCAAACUGGACACUCAUCCAUCACUGUAUAACAGGGCUCCAUCUAGUGUUCACUGUGGAAGGCUCUGCAUGCACAGAGGUCACUGUUCAUAAUUGUGUCCAGUUCUAAUUAAUCUGAGGAAACCUGCAAGCUGGGGAUGUUUCUGCUA
Molecule: messenger RNA, 1700 nt
Organism: Toxotes jaculatrix (banded archerfish)
Lineage: Eukaryota; Metazoa; Chordata; Actinopteri; Toxotidae
Product: receptor activity-modifying protein 1-like
Exons: 3
Coding region: 235-684 (149 amino acids)
Biological process (GO): G protein-coupled receptor signaling pathway; protein localization to plasma membrane; receptor internalization
Cellular component (GO): membrane; signaling receptor complex; cell surface
Molecular function (GO): coreceptor activity
Source: RefSeq, a predicted model, not a curated record